AGCGUGAUGCUCUCGAAAACGGCCCAAGUUAUACGAUUUCAGGUUUUGGGAUGAUUAGGACCAAGCCACGUCACUUUCCCAGCUCAAAACAUGGUUCUUUCUUCCCCACAGUGCGUUUUCGGUCCUUUCUCUCCAAACCAUCCUAUCUAAACCUAAUUGAAUUUCUGCUACAAAAAAAUGUGGUUCUGGAGUAGAUUCCGCGAGAGCUCGGUUUUUGUCAGUGAAACCCGUAAUUAGAGGAAUGCCCAUCUCCACAUCUAAGGAAAAGUGCUCAACUCUCAGGCUCUUCUUUAUACCUAGUAAGUCUCACUGUCAACUCUUCUCUGCAAAGCCCUCUCCUACUGCUCAGCAUUUGAAUGAAAGUCCUGAGCCCCAGCUUCGGCAUAGGAAUGGUACCUGUUCUCAAGAAUCGCGCUCUAAUUUUGAGGGUCCUCCAAUUUCUGAUACAAUAUUCAGAGAUUCCAGGAAGUUGGGCUCUUACAGACGGGGUGACUCCACAUUCUACUCUCUUAUUGAAUACCAUGCAAAAUAUGGCGAUUUCAGGUCCUUGGAGAUGGUCCUUGAACAGAUGAAGCGUGAUAAAAGAGCUUUUCUUGAAAAGAAUUUCAUAUUAAUCUUCAGAGCUUGUGGGAAAGCGAAUUUGCCUCUUAAAGCUAUUGAGUUAUUUGAUAGAAUGGUAGAUGAGUUUCAGUGUAAACAAACUGUUAAAUCUUUUAACUCUGUCCUUAAUGUGAUUAUUCAACAAGGUUUGUACCGUCAUGCUUUGGAGUUCUAUGAUUAUGUUGUCAAGAAGCAGAAGAAUAUUUCCCCAAAUGUCUUGACAUUUAAUUUAAUGAUCAAAGCGCUAUGCAAGUCCGGAUGGGUGAGUAGGGCUGUAGACUUAUUCAGGGAAAUGCCUAUUCUAAAGUGUGACCCUGAUGUAUUCACUUAUUGCACAUUGAUGGAUGGCCUGUGUAAAGACAAUAGGAUUGAAGAUGCUGUGGCUUUGUUGGAUGAGAUGCAAAUAGAAGGGUGUUCUCCAACUCCAGCAACAUUUAAUGUGUUGAUUAAUGGGCUUUGCAAGAAGGGGGACUUAGCCAGAGCUGCAAAGCUACUCGACAAUAUGGGGUUGAAGGGCUGCACUCCAAAUGAGGUUACUUACAACACACUCAUACAUGGGUUGUGUCUCAAAGGAAAGCUGGACAAGGCAGUGAGUCUUUUAUCCCGGAUGUUGUCAAAUAAACUUAUUCCAAAUGAUGUUACUUAUGGAACCAUUAUAAGUGGGCUGGUUAAGCAGGGAAGAGCUGUUGAUGGUGUGCAUGUGUUAAUGGCAAUGGAGGAAAGGGGCUAUAGAGCAAAUGAGUACAGUUAUUCAGUGCUUAUUAGUGGAUUGUUUAGAGAAGGAAAAUCUGAAGAUGCAUUAAAAUUGUGGGGCAAGAUGAUAGAGAAGGGAUGCGAGCCCAAUACAGUUGUUUAUAGUGCUCUUAUAGAUGGUUUAUGUCGAGACGGAAAGCCUUAUGAAGCUGAAGAGUUUCUUUUUCAGAUGAUUAAUGUAGGCUACAAGGCAAAUGCUUUCACUUACAGCUCCCUGAUCAGGGGUUUCUUUCAGGUGGGAAAGAGUGAUAAGGCAAUUCUUUUAUGGAAAGAGAUGUCUGAGAAGGAUUGCAAGGAUAAUGAGGUUUGUUACAGUGUACUUAUUCAUGGCUUGUGUAAGGAUGGGAAGUUGAAAGAUGCUCUGAUGAUAUGGAAGCAUGUGCUGGCUAAAGGAUUGACACCUGACACUGUAGCUUAUAGUUCCAUGAUCCAUGGUCUGUGCAAUGCUGGGUCAAUAGAACAGGGUUUGCACUUAUUUAAUGAGAUGCUAUGUAAAGCGUACAACUCCAGACCUGACGCAAUCACCUUCAAUAUACUUAUUAAUGCUCUGUGCAGACAGAAUAGGAUUUCCCAUGCUAUUGAUCUUUUAAAUAGCAUGUUAGAUCUAGGCUGCAAUCCUGACUCAGUUACAUGCAAAAUAUUCUUGAAAACUUUAAAGGAGAAGGUUGAUCCACCGCAAGAUGGUAGAGAGUUUCUAGAUGAGCUAGUACUAAGGCUAUACAAACAACAAAGAAUAGUUGGAGCAUCCAAAAUUAUAGAAGUGAUGCUUCAAAGUUUUUUGCACCCGAAAGUAUCCACUUGGGAGAAAGUUGUUCGAGAGAUCUGUAAACCAAAGAAAAUUCUAGCAGUAAUUAACAAGUGUUGGGUCGAAUUAUUCUUCUGAGUUGAUGUGUGAAACUUUUCUUCGGGUAUGACUUGUAACUCCAGAGUGCCCUUCAAAAAUAUUAUUAGUUUUAUUUCUGGAGUACCGGUUCUUGGGCUUCCUUACUCGCUGCUAAUUUCCUGGAAAAGGUAGAAACUUUGAUUGGUGUAGUCGCUGUAGUGUUAUCCCCUGAAAUCAGGCAGCUGAGUCUGAAAUAUCCCCAUGUCACUACAUACAAAAUAGACAUUGAUAAGGUGAAACAGGUGUACUGAUAUCAUUAUCUUUUCUGGUUAUGGUAAAGCACUUCUGAAGACUGCCGUAUACCUUCAUCAGCCUUAUAGCAAUUAUUGAACUUAUGAAAUGUGCAGGAGGGGCUGGAAAAUGCAUUGGGCAAGCUAAAAAUUCACUCUGUGGUAAAACCAGCCUUGUUCUUAUUCACUUUGUACUGUCCUCUGGUGUUUUCCAUAACAAACAGGAAUUUUUUAAACAUGGAAAAGUUUGUGUAAUGGUGCCUGUAGUUCAUAGUUUAAUUAUUGGAUGGUGAUUUACUUGAAUUGCCCC
This is a messenger RNA of Sesamum indicum (sesame), 2776 nucleotides long. RefSeq lists its product as uncharacterized. The record is from RefSeq and is a predicted model, not a curated record. NCBI's taxonomy places the organism in Eukaryota, Viridiplantae, Streptophyta, Magnoliopsida, Lamiales, Pedaliaceae. Gene Ontology annotation, molecular function: protein binding.